UUUAUAAUUUUUGGAAUGAUGAAUACAAAAAUUUUUAAACUUUCACAUGAACUUAACCAAGCAUAUACUUACCAAAUUUUAUUAGAUUUAAUAAUGCAAUUUUCAUUAAUAUUGAAUACAUUUUAUAACAUGUAUUUUUAUUUAAUAUCAACAAGUCUGUCAAAAAUAUUAGAUAAAAGAUUUAUAGCAUUUUUCAUAUGGGUUUUCAUACAUUCUACAAGAAUUAUUCUUGUGAAUAAUCAUUGUACUAAUUUCUAUCGUGAGGUUGAAGUAACAGCACAUUUGCUUCGAAAAUUACAAUUUCGCUAUUUGGAUAAUUCUAUUAGAGACGAGAUACAACAAUUUUCAUUACAACUCCUUCUUCAUCCUUUAAAAUUUACUGCUGGUGAUUAUUUUAUUCUUAAUAAUAAAUUAUCAACAAUGUUUUUUGGUAAUUUAAUAACUUAUUUAAUUAUAUUAGUACAAAUAAGUCCAUCAAAUAUGAUAAAGCCUUUAAGUUAA
Molecule: messenger RNA, 501 nt
Organism: Apis florea (little honeybee)
Lineage: Eukaryota; Metazoa; Arthropoda; Insecta; Hymenoptera; Apidae
Product: putative gustatory receptor 28b
Biological process (GO): male courtship behavior; sensory perception of taste; chemosensory behavior
Cellular component (GO): membrane; neuronal cell body; dendrite
Source: RefSeq, a predicted model, not a curated record